AGUCACCAAAGGCUGUGGAAGUGGCAGCAAGGUCCCUUGUAUUUCAAUCCAAAAUAUCUAAAAACCGCGUUUUGUUGUCCAAAAUGCCCCCUGUUCAAUAAUUCGUUUCUCUCUAUUUCUCCACUCAAAUCUCAAAUUUUAUAUCCUUUCGUCGAGGAAGGUAAAGAAGAAGAAACCCAAAUGGGAGCUAGAUUGAGUUCAAAUAAUCAAAAGGCAAGCACAAGUGAACACUUUGAGGUCUCACAGAUUGAAGCGUGUAAGCGACAAAGGACAUCAUCAAGCUUUUGGGAUGAGAAUCCGCGGCUAUUUCCUAGCCUUCCGGAUGAAAUAUCGAUUCAGAUCAUCGCCCGACUCCCAAGAAUUUGGCAUUUCAAUGCAAAGCAGGUCUCCAGGAGCUGGAAAGCUGCUAUUAUGGGUGGAGAACUUUAUAGGUUAAGAAAAGAACUUGCAACAACGGAGGAGUGGCUCUACAUUUUGACGAGAAUCGACGGCGAUAAGCUUGUUUGGUAUGCCCUCGACCCUGUGUCCCAGAUAUGGCAAAGACUGCCUCCAAUGCCCAAUAUUGCUGCUGAAGAUGGUUCUAGAAGGGGCUUAUCUGGAUUUCGGGUGUGGAACAUGGUUGGUUCAAGUGCUAGAAUUGCAGAUGCCAUAAGAGGCUGGCUUGGCAGGAAGGAUAUGUGGGAUCAAAUUCCGUUUUGUGGUUGUGCUAUUUGUGCUGUCAAUGGCUGCCUUUAUGUCCUGGGUGGUUUUUGCAGGGCUUCAGCCAUGAGGUCUGUCUGGCGUUAUGAUCCAAGUGUUAAUUCUUGGAGUGAAGUGACACCCAUGUCUACCGGCCGAGCUUACUGUAAGACAGGUGUCUUAAACAACAAGCUUUAUGUUGUCGGAGGUGUCACCCGGGGUCGUGCUGGACUCACCCCUCUUCAAUGUGCUGAAGUAUUUGAUCCUUGUUCCGGUAUAUGGACUGAAAUCCCUAGCAUGCCUUUUUCAAAAGCUCAGGUGCUACCAACUGCUUUUCUAUCUGAUUUGCUGAAGCCUAUUGCAACCGGAAUGACAUCAUAUCGGGGAAAACUAUAUGUUCCUCAAAGUUUAUAUUGCUGGCCAUUUUUCGUCGACGUUGGAGGGGAGGUAUAUGAUCCAGAAUCAAAUGCGUGGGUUGAAAUGCCUAUUGGCAUGGGAGAGGGUUGGCCUGCCAGGCAGGCAGGGACGAAGUUGAGUGUCAUCGUUGAUGAAGAGUUAUAUGCAUUGGAUCCCUCAAGUUCUCUUGAUAGUGCUCGGAUCAAAGUGUAUGAUCAUCAAGACGAUUCUUGGAAAGCAAUUGAAGGAGACGUGCCCGUCCUUGACCUCACUGAUUCGGAGUCUCCAUAUUUACUUGCCGGUUUCCUUGGAAAGCUUCACGUGAUCACUAAAGACGUGAAUCAUAACAUCUCAGUCAUGCAGGCUGAUAGGCAAAACCAAUUUGGUUCGACUCCAUCUACCUCAUCGUCUUCUAUAGGUGAAUCCUCGCAAGAGCUUUCUGAAGCGGUGACUAGAACUCCCGAAAGUAUUUGGAAAGUCAUUGCCAGAAGGCGCGUUGGACUGGCCGAGCUAGUCAGCUGUCAGAUUCUUGAUAUCUAGUGAGAUUAAGCAACAAAGUUGAUCGCCUUUCUUGAUAUCUGAUGUUUCCUGCUUCUAUAAAUCAAUUAAAAUGAUAGCUCCGGCAAAUUGCAUUUAAAGUUUCACUUCCCGUGAGAUUAGUGAACACUUCAUAUUACUGAACAUGUUGUGCUAUAUAUUUGAAAUAUAUGAUAUGUGGCCUAUUUACACAUCUAGUAGAGCACGUUUGCUGGAUUUCCCGGAUGUCGAAUUUGAUCCGGACGAUGAUUAUUUUCUACUUCAAUGAAGAAUUUGGCUGCAACUUGGAUAACAA
Olea europaea var. sylvestris is the source of this 1906-nucleotide messenger RNA. Its product is annotated as F-box/kelch-repeat protein At1g22040-like. The coding region runs from base 181 to 1614 and encodes 477 amino acids. Gene Ontology annotation, molecular function: protein binding. The transcript has 2 exons. The record is from RefSeq and is a predicted model, not a curated record. Lineage: Eukaryota; Viridiplantae; Streptophyta; Magnoliopsida; Lamiales; Oleaceae.